AUGGCACAAAUGCAGAACAGGACAGAAGUGACUAGGUUCAUCCUCCUCGGACUAUCCAGUGCCCCCGAACUGCAGAGCCUCCUCUGUAUCAUGUUCACUGUCAUUUACCUCGUCACUCUGGUCGGAAACCUGGGAAUGAUCACACUGAUUCUCCUGGACUCUCGUCUGCACACUCCUAUGUACUUUUUCCUCAGUAACCUGUCUCUGGUGGACUUUGGCUACUCCUCGGCAGUCACUCCGAAAGCCAUGGCUGGGUUACUUAUAGGAGACAAGUUCAUCUCCUACAAUGCAUGUGCUGCUCAGAUGUUCUUCUUUGUCGCCUUUGCCACUGUGGAAAAUUAUCUUUUGGCCUCAAUGGCCUAUGAUCGCUAUGCAGCCGUGUGCAGACCUCUGCAUUAUACCACAACUAUGACGACAAGUGUGUGUGCACAUCUGGCCAUAGGGUCCUACAUCUGUGGAUUUCUAAAUGCCUGCUUCCAUGUUGGAGACAUAUUCAGUCUUACUUUCUGUAAGUCCAACAUGGUCCAUCAUUUCUUCUGUGAUGUUCCAGCUGUCCUGGCUCUCUCUUGCUCUGAAAAACACAUCAGUGAGGUGGUUCUUGUUUUUCUGUCGAGCUUUAAUGUCUCUUUUGCUCUUCUGGUUAUACUGAUUUCCUAUCUGUUCAUAUUUGUGAACAUCUUGAAGAUGCACUCAGCUCAGGGUCACCAAAAGGCUUUGUCCACCUGCGCUUCCCACUUCACCACUGUCUCCAUCUUCUAUGGGACCGUCAUCUUCAUGUACGUACAGCCCAGCUCCAGCCACUCCAUGGACACAGACAAAGUGGCCUCUGUGUUCUAUGCUGUGGUCAUCCCCAUGCUGAAUCCUGUGGUCUACAGCCUGAGGAACAAGGAGGUCAAGAGUGCCUUCAAGAAGUUUGUUUUCAAAGUUUGUGAGUCUGUUUUCUGUCGGGAGCCACCGGGACGUGCCCAGGCCAGCUGCCUGCUGGUGGUACAGCCCUGCCGCUCCGGUUAUCUCAUCACAUACACUGCCCGUACUUUCACUUACUUCUCUGAAACAUCCAACACUGAGCUCAGACCGAUGAAGGCAAAGAGUAAUCAGGAAGGGAGGCUUUAUUUUACAUGUGUAGUUUUGGCUGUGCUGGGUCUUCGUCGCGGCAGGGGCUUUGCUCUGGCUGUGGAGAGCAGGGCUUACCCUCUAGCUGGGGUCCGCGAGCUUCUUGCUGUGGUGGCAGGGCUUGUGAGCACAGGCCACAGGGUGCUCAGGCUGCAGAGCGGCCGCCGGGCCCCGUGGUCAGGCUCCUGGGCCGCAGGGCGCAGCCUCAGCGGUUGUGGUGCGUGGGCUCAGCUGCCUGCCUCGUGUGGGAUCCGCCUGCAUCAGGGAUAG
Dama dama (fallow deer) is the source of this 1383-nucleotide messenger RNA. Its product is annotated as olfactory receptor 5B2-like. Gene Ontology annotation, biological process: G protein-coupled receptor signaling pathway; sensory perception of smell. The transcript is spliced from 4 exons. Bases 1 to 1383 code for a protein of 460 amino acids. The record is from RefSeq and is a predicted model, not a curated record. Gene Ontology annotation, cellular component: membrane. Gene Ontology annotation, molecular function: G protein-coupled receptor activity; odorant binding; olfactory receptor activity. Lineage: Eukaryota; Metazoa; Chordata; Mammalia; Artiodactyla; Cervidae.